ACAAUGAUAAGAGUAUUAUACCGAAAUAAAGAAAUUAUGAACCGUUUAAAAUUUACUUUAUAGGUACCCAUACCCGUAAUACAUCAGGCUCACGAAGUGUACGCUUUUUUAACCGGUGUUGUGUAAUUUAGCUUUCGACAUUUUUAAUCUAUACACUUAACAGCGGCUAUAAGUAAUAGAAUUAUAAUUUAUCAAAGUUAUUUAUUAAUGUUGUAAUUUGUAGACAAAAAAUGGAAAAGUUUUUUGCCUACCAAAAAGACAGUAGACUACCGUGCAAGUAUGGUAAAGCGUGCUUCCAAAAAAAUAAAGAGCAUUUAGACAAAUAUAAACACCCACCGACUAAAGAAGAUCUUCGUAUAAAUAAUAAGAAAAAAACAGGAAAAAAAGAUGUUAAAAAACGAUUAAGAUUAAACAGUUCACAUAGUCAAUUAGGAGAGUCUUCUAAUGUAAAUUCUAGAAAUAAUUCAUUUGGAAACAAUCAUGCAGAUUAUGAAAUGAAUGACAUGGAAGUUCCUGAACAAUCUAAUGUACCUCAUGUGAGUGAAACAAGAAAUAAUAUUUCUUCAGAUAACAUGAAUAACUCACAACAUUCUACUGAUUAUAUUGUGCCAUCAAUAAGGCAGAAUACUCAAGAAGAAGAACAUAGACAACAACCACAAUUGUUAUUGACUAGUACUGCAUUAGAUGAUUGCAGUGGUGAUGAUGGUAUUGUUCCAUGUACUCCAACAUUGUUUACACCUCGGCGUUUAGAUGGAGAAACUGUUAGUUCACCUCAUGUGCCAUCUAGUAGUCAAGUAGAAAGGUUUACAUUUGUUGGUGAAUCUCAAACAUCUCAAGUUUCUGAUUCAAAUGAUGGAGAACAGCAGAGUCUAGUUCAACAAAUUGUGAGACCACAAAAUGAAAAUAAUCCUACUUAUUGGAACAAAAAAAUUACUGAAUUAUUCCUAGUGGGAAAUAUGCCAAAAGAAUUUUACGAAUUUUGGAAUUUUUGUUCAAAAAAAUGUCCUGUUCACCCAGAAGAUGCAUUAUUACCAAUUGGAUUUAAAUUGGUUGGACCUUAUGAUGUAUUAGCUGGUCGUAUGAAUGAAUAUGAUGAAAAAGAUAUUGAAAAUACUGUCUUGCAUUGGCGUUAUUACUAUGACCCUCCAGAGUUUCAAACUAUAAUAGCAAGCACUGAUUCUGAAUUCCAUAUUGGAUAUUAUAGAGAUCAGCCAUUUGAUAUGCCAAUUUUUGUUGCUAGUAAUGAUUCAGGAAAAAAUUGCAUUAUUCAGAAAUUAAGUAAUAAUAUAUUUUAUGCUAUUAGAAAACUUGUUCAAAACAUGGUUAGUGAUGUGGCAACUGAGUUUGAAAGGUUAUUAUUUAAUUAUGAACAUCGAAAUAUAAAAAAAAAUUUGAAUAAUCGUAAAGGUUGUGUAGUUGCAAAAACAUUUCAUAAAGCUGGUAUUGUUGUUCCAUAUGAUAUUAAAACUGAUGUUGGUUAUCGACCUUUAGCGGAAACUGAAAAAACCUUACGUACUAUCUUGCAAAAUUAUCGUGAAUCUAGCGAAAGUAAAAAAAUUGAGGCUAUGGAUAAAUUACAACCAAUCAUAAAUUAUGCAAAUAUAGCAAGUGAUGAAUGUGAUUUUGGUACGGGGUUUGAAUUGGGUAUUGAUAUUUUUUGUGAUGGAAAUCCUGAACUUCAUCGUAUUUGUGAACAACUUUUAGUAACUGCUUACAACUUGCUUAAAAGACCUCAAUUUGGAACUAUAAUCAAGAGUUUGAUUUGCGUUUUAUCUUGGGUAAAUAUUUAUUAAAACAAGUGCUAAUAUUUUAAGAUGCCUACAUUAAAAUAUAACAAGAUAUAUUCGGAAACCUUAUCCAACUAUUCAUUAUGA
This is a messenger RNA of Sipha flava (yellow sugarcane aphid), 1874 nucleotides long. RefSeq names its product histone PARylation factor 1 (gene Hpf1). The transcript has 10 exons. Gene Ontology annotation, molecular function: histone binding; poly-ADP-D-ribose binding. Gene Ontology annotation, cellular component: nucleus. Lineage: Eukaryota; Metazoa; Arthropoda; Insecta; Hemiptera; Aphididae. The coding region runs from base 231 to 1793 and encodes 520 amino acids. Gene Ontology annotation, biological process: regulation of protein ADP-ribosylation; DNA damage response. The record is from RefSeq and is a predicted model, not a curated record.